Molecule: messenger RNA, 1704 nt
Organism: Rosa rugosa (rugosa rose)
Lineage: Eukaryota; Viridiplantae; Streptophyta; Magnoliopsida; Rosales; Rosaceae
Product: plant UBX domain-containing protein 8
Exons: 11
Coding region: 100-1533 (477 amino acids)
Molecular function (GO): ubiquitin binding
Source: RefSeq, a predicted model, not a curated record
GUAGCAUAGGAUUCCAGCAAUCUCACACCCACACAAAAGAAAGAAAGAAGAAUAACCCAAAGGUGCAAUCUUUCUAUUGAAAUCGAAACCUGAAUAGCGAUGCCGAGGCCAACUGAGGACAUGAUCCAGACCUACAUCAGCCUCACCGGCGCGUCUCACUCACUCGCGCUGCUAAAGCUCGAGGAACAUGGAGGCGAUCUCAAUGAAGCUGUGAAUGCACAUUUUAGGGAAGGAGAUGUACACAGUACAAGUCCUUCGUCUACUGCUCCCCCACAGUACAAUUUCCCUCAAGUGAGUAAUCAGAAUCAAGUAGCACCACAACAAGGACUUCUGCCACUUCUCUCUGUUGCUAGGAGUUUCAAGCCUUCAUUACUACUUGACCGUAGUUACAGUAGAGAUCUCUACAAUCGGAUUGGUUCUGCAUUAACUGGUCGGGCACCAUCACCUUCACACCCAGGAGAGGUAACUGGGGUUCCUGUAGGUUUCAAUGCCGGGAAUGAGCAGCCUUAUCUCUCAGGACAGAGGCCUACAAUUCCGGAUGUGGCAAGAACUGACUUGGACGCCUCAAGAUAUGGCAAUGAUGUGGAGGAAGAAAUGAUUCAAGCUGCUAUUGAAGCUUCAAAACGAGAAGCUGAAAUGGGUUCUCCGAAUGUGCGAAACAGUACUCCCAAUGUAUCUCCUGGUAAUGGGCUUCCGGUUGACAAAAUUCCUGAAGAAAAUUCAGAUUUUGAUCGUGCAGUUUCGUUGUCCUUGAAGACAGCAGAACAAGAGAAAGCAAUACGUGAGAUGCAGCUGAACGACAGGAAUCAAGAUCCAGGAGUUUAUAGUACAUGGAAGCAAGGAAGGUCAUCACAGCAAAAUGGAGCUGAAGUUGUAGAGCAGCAAUUAGUUAGUGAAGAGUCUAAGCGUGAUGGUGGUAGUCAUCUUCAGCAGGGAAAACUGGCAACUCACAGUGAUGAGUUGGGAAGCUUAUCUCCAAAAGAGCUUGACGAAGCAAUUAUGCUUGAGACUGCACUUUUUGGUAAAUCUCCAUACACUCCUAAUAAUCAGCCUAUAUAUGGCUCUUCCUCAUCCUCUCUAUCAGCAAGGCAAUUGCUCAGAGAACAACAGGAUGAUGAGUAUCGUGCAUCCCUCUUAGCUGAUAAAGAGAAAGAAAUGAAUGCUGUCAAUGAAGCUGCAACUUGUCAGUUGAAGGGAGAUGUCAACAAAAGAAUCGAGCCAAUGGAAUUUGAGAGAAGGCUAGAUGCAAAAAGUGCUUCACUUCCUUGUGAACCAGCACCAGAUGAUGAGAAUGCUGUGACUCUUCUUGUUCGGAUGCCAAAUGGCAGCCGCCUUAGCCGUCGCUUUCGCAAAUCUGACAAGCUUCAGCUUCUUUUUGACUUCAUAGAUGUUGGUAGAGUGGUGGAGCCUGGAACUUAUAGAGUGGUGAGGUCAUAUCCUCGGCAUGCUUUCACUGCCAAUAACAGCUUAUUAACAUUGAGAGAACUUGGCCUGACCAACAAGCAAGAAGCAUUAUUUUUGGAACUGAUUUAAUAGCCUAGUUUCCCCCCUGAAUCAUGAUCAGCUUCCAUAAGAUCAGACAGUUGAUACCAAGCUCUUUCUUGUAUAUAAGGUUUAAAGUCAUGUUGAAGAAGCCUAAAAAUUCCAUGCAGUACAGUUUAUGAUAUGAUUUAUUAGAAUUUAAUAUAGUAUAUUAAUGUCUAA